GCCUAGGUAGUGCGAAGACACAGCGGACACGCUACUCGCUUAGUCGAAGCGCUUAUUUUUUCGUCUUUCUGGAAUAAUAACUGUUGACAAAGAUAGCGAUAAACUAGGUGUAAUGUGUGAAACUCUGGACCUUGUGCACUGAAGCGGAGGAGACAACGAGUAUUUUUCCAUCCUGAAAAUGUGAAAUGAUGCGGCAUAUGAAUUAAUGAUGGCUCUGUCACCGCAGGAACGAACAUGGGUGCAGUUGCAAGAGAAUUUUCGCAGAAAGCGCCAGGCACAUACAGGCAGCCGGCAACUGGACCAGCAAGGAAGGCACUACGGCAGGUACAAGAAGGCCCCAACGGUGCCAUUGCCAAGGAUUGUUGAUUCACCCUCUGAUGCUCCCUUGCGUGGGAGUCACUACCCAGUUAUACCCCCAGUGGCUAAUGAUAGAUUUUACAAUGAUGAUACCUUCAGUCUGCAAAGCUACAAUUCAGACGUGGGCCAGUUAGAGGACUUUGAUGACAGUCAUGUAUACUCCCCACCCCAACUGCAGAGUCCCACCUUUUCAUAUAGUGAAACAGCUAGGGGUCGCCAUAGAAAACCACAGGUUCACCGUGACCCUUGGAACUCUUCCACUCGAGUCAGAGGGGAGCCCAGGCCAUUCAUGGACCACACUUCUCACCUGAUGGCAAGACACCAGGAUACAAAUGUGGAUGGGAGCAUACACAGACGCAGGGGGGCAGGGAGGGGCCCCAGGGUGGGGGGUUUUCAAGGCCGGCAUGUUUGGAAGGACCUGACCAAAGAGGAGCCGGCAGAAGAUGAGUCUGCAACUGUCGUGCAGAGACACUUUAGGGGCUACCGUACAAGAAAGGGCCUCAGGUUGCUGCACCAUCUCCAGAACCCCAGCUUCGCCGUCAGCUUCAUGCAUCACUUCUUGAAGGAUGCCUUGCAGAAUGACCUGAUCCUGGACAUCGCUUGCGAGGUGCUGGUGGAGGAACGCCAACAGGUUGUGCAGGCUGGCCACGCCCAGGUCAACAGGCUUGCUAUCAGUAACACCCCAUCUCACGAUUCAAGACACUGGGUGGAGGCUUUGCAGCGUCCAGACAUUCCCAGGCAGGUUGCUGCCGGCCUCAUGAAUGACGUUAUUCAGGAGGAGUCGCGGGUUGUCGUCUUGCAUGGGGUCAACGAACUCCUGCAGGACUACUUUGAUACCAAAGCCGUGGCCGACGCCACCCGGAUCAUUGUGACAGAAGUCCUGAUGGAAAUGAUUCCGGGUUCGUUGGAAGAAUGCCAAGAGGAGCUUGCCAUGGAGACGGUAGUGGACGACAUCAUCGAUGGAGAGAUGCUGGUUUUGGUGGGUGGGUUCCUGCAGGAGGCCCUCAUGAGGCGAGGCUUGCCACUGGACAGCACUGAAGAAGAGGUGGAAAUGCAAGAGGUGGCCAGAAUUGCCGAAAGUUCCCUGUUGGACGCCAUUUUGCUGGAUCAUUUGUUGUCAUCGGUGAUAGUGAAUGGACAGAAAUGGAGCUACGCGCAGCCUGCUGACUGGUUCCUGGAUGAUCAAUUAUUAGAGAUUCUUCUUGGCCAGUAUGUUGGUGUUCUCCACAAUCGGCGGGCCACUGAAGAAUGCGUACCACUCAAGAGACUCCACGAGAAGGUCGUCACCGAUGUGGCUCUGGAUGCAAUUUUCGGCGAGCUGAUGGACCAACUUGAGGAAGAUUUACAAGACCUUGAUGAGUACGAGAGAGGGUGAAAAUCGUCUGAAAUUAUAACCCUGCAGAGCCUGUAAAGCCACUUGUGACACAAUAAGUAACUGCAGAUAAAGUGCAAAGUGCCUUAGGCCCUAAUGAGAGGGAAAUGAAAGGAGUGGUGUGCAGUAGAGGUUUUGUAUAAACUCAAGAGGUUUUGUAUUAUAAUGUGUCACUAACUUGUGAGUUUUAAUUUCAUCUCAAAUGAUGGACGUUUUUUGGUUCUCUGAUGACUGGGGUCACUUCUUUUGAAGAUGUCACUCUCAGCCACAUUGGACUCAACGAUAUCAAAGUACAAGUACAUUAUUUGUCACAUCAUGGAAUCAUUGUUUACAGAAUUCUCAAAUGGCAUGCCCUCCCUACAAAUUGCUACGUGCAUCGGCAUUUUGGACGCGACAGGAAAUUAUCGUGAUGCGCACACGCGACUGAUGGCGUUGAAUAAGGAGUUAUACGUGUAAUUUUCCUAUACGAAGAUGGCGUCCUGUGAGAAAGAUCUAUACCAUUCGUCUCAUUAACAUUCAUUUAUACAUUCAUUCAUGUAUAUUUAAGUGUAUUUUGAUAAAAAGGAUAUUAUAUUAAAUGCCCUACUUAAGCCCAUAAUAGGAUCCUAAAAACCGAACUUUUCUUUUAAACUAUUCCAAGCGUACUGCUUUUGUAAUGAACAGCAAAUCUGUUGGAUGCAAACUGCAUGCGCGGUUUUAACCUUCAGAACAUGGGCCAGUCAUUAGUAAGCAGGACAGUAACUUGUUAAACAGAUCUACGCUGUUUGUAUUUUAAUAAAGAGAAAGGUGUCAUUUUCCGUGGCUUGGCAUUUCAGCCAGCCAUUUGAUUUUAUUCCAAAGAAAGAAACGAUUGAGCAUUUGUGGUUGAAAGCAUGGAUAUUGCAGAAGGGGAAAAAUUGUACUCGCCGUCGCAACGAAAAUGUUUAACUUACAGGUAAUGAAUAGAUUUAUCGGUAAUAGAAUUAUUAUACUUGCGAGUAUGUCACUGCAUUAUUUCUCGAUUUUUCAAACUUCAGGCGGUCAGUUUGUCUUUAAAUUUUCAGGGUAUUGUAGUAAUUUUAGUGAAAUAUACUGAAUCGGCGAGGAAGCAAGCGAGUACAGCAUGAGGCAAAAUAAAACUAAACAAAAAGGAA
Molecule: messenger RNA, 2862 nt
Organism: Acanthaster planci (crown-of-thorns starfish)
Lineage: Eukaryota; Metazoa; Echinodermata; Asteroidea; Valvatida; Acanthasteridae
Molecular function (GO): protein binding
Source: RefSeq, a predicted model, not a curated record